Molecule: messenger RNA, 2200 nt
Organism: Atta colombica
Lineage: Eukaryota; Metazoa; Arthropoda; Insecta; Hymenoptera; Formicidae
Product: cationic amino acid transporter 4
Exons: 9
Coding region: 94-2028 (644 amino acids)
Biological process (GO): transmembrane transport; amino acid transport
Cellular component (GO): plasma membrane
Molecular function (GO): amino acid transmembrane transporter activity
Source: RefSeq, a predicted model, not a curated record
CUCAGCAUCUACUGUGAUUGCACGAUCCGCCGUAGUCGACCGAGUCGACGGUCUCGUCGUUGAAUGUCCGUGUAAUUACAACGAUCCGUCAUCAUGCCGUCGGUUCGCAGGAUGAUCCUGGGCCAUGUUAUGUCCGGCUUAUACAACAAGAUGUGCCGUCGGAAGAAGCUGGAGGGCGAUUUGCUCGAAACCCCGAUGAAGAGGUGUCUUUCCACCUUUGACAUCACGAUGCUCGGCGUGGGUCAUAUGGUCGGUGCCGGAAUUUAUGUACUAACGGGAACGGUUGCGCACGAUACUGCUGGACCCGGAGUGAUCUUUAGCUUUCUUGUGGCUGGCUUCGCUUCCGUUUUGGCUGCGCUUUGUUACGCCGAGUUAGCUGCCCGAGUGCCGAAGGCGGGUAGCGCGUAUGUCUAUACUUACGUCUCCGUUGGCGAAUUUUGGGCCUUUAUUGUAGGAUGGAACCUCAUCUUGGAGCAUAUGAUCGGCGCGGCGUCUGUGGCGAGGGCUUGGAGCGGAUAUGUGGAUUCAUUGAUAGGUGGUGCGAUUAGCAAUUAUACUCGCGAUGUGAUGGGUGGCUGGACUAUGGGAGAACCACUGGGCACUAUCCCGGAUAUUCUAGCUAGCGGAUUAUGUCUGGCUUACGCGAUGCUUUUGGGAUUAGGAGUGAAGACCUCAGCGACAGUGAACUCAUUACUGACUAUCAUCAAUCUCGUGGUGAUGGCACUGGUCGUCGUUCUGGGUAUUUAUUACGCGGACAUUACGAAUUGGAGCAGCCAGAACGGUGGUCUUUUGCCAUAUGGAUUCGGCGGCAUAAUCACAGGUGCAGCAACGUGUUUCUACGCCUACGUCGGUUUCGAUUCGAUCGCGACUUCUGGAGAGGAGGCUCGCGAUCCAGGACGGAGUAUUCCGUUGGCGACGAUACUCUCGAUGGCGAUAGUAACUGUUGGAUACAUGCUGGUCAGCGGCGCUCUGACUCUGGUCGUACCAUAUUGGGAGAUUAAUCCUACCGCCGCUCUUCCGGAAGCUUUUUCAUCCAGAGGAAUUCCAUGGGCUAAAUAUGUAAUAAGUGUGGGUGCUCUUUGCGGAAUGACAACGACUCUAUUCGGAUCUCUGUUUUCCCUUCCAAGGACAAUGUACUCCAUGGCAAACGACGGUCUGUUAUUCGGCUUUCUCGGUCGUAUCAGCGAGCGCACGCAAGUGCCGGUGUGCAAUUUGAUCAUAAGUGGACUGCUCAGUGCCUUAAUUGCUUUACUAUUCGAUCUCCAGCAUCUGGUAGAGUUUAUGUCGAUCGGAACUUUGCUCGCGUAUACUAUCGUGGCAAUUAGCGUUGUCUUGCUGAGAUAUCUACCCGACCAACAACUUUCCGAUCAAUCUAACGUCGUUACACCAAGCAGUGGUUGCUCCUCGCCACCUACGGAGGAAGCAGAUUCCAGUAGCAUCGCAUCUAUCAAAUCUGAACUGCUGUAUGAAGAAUCCGGCAGAUUUAAGCCGCGAUACGCUUGGAUAGAGGAAUGGCUAGAGGAUUACGAUACUCGACAUGUCAUAACCGCUUGUCUAAUUAUCUAUACAAUAGCCUGCGCCUUUCUCGGUGCUUUUACGAUGGUAGCAUUCGAAGUAACAGUCCCGUUCACAUUAGGCGAUUAUCUCUUUGCAGCGACCUAUCUUCCAUUACCUAUUGGGAGUCUUUUCCUAAUUGGCGCUCACAGGCAAAAUCCACCCACUGGGAAAUUCCGAGUGCCGCUAGUACCUUUCGUACCUGCGUUAAGCAUUCUCUUCAAUGUGAGCUUGAUAAUGCACCUAUCGUCAAUGACAUGGUUACGAUUUUUCGUAUGGAUGUCGUUUGGAAUGGCAAUCUAUUUUCUAUACGGGAUUCAUUAUAGUAAAGAAGCCGCCGCUACUCCAAACUCAUAUUCCGUUUUAAUGGCCACCUCAGAAGCUGAAAAAGGCACAAAGUGGGGAUCUACGUUACGAGUUAGUCCAAAGAAUGACAAAAUACCUAUUCUGAAUGACAAGGAACGUGUUGACUAGAAAUAAGUUAUACAUUUUUAUCAAUUGUUUUCCUUACCUAGCUCGCCAGUGGAGUCGUGGAAGUAGCUUGAAAUUUAAAACUGAAAUAAUGUUUAAGCUGUUAACAACAACAGACUGUACGUAAGAUUGUUAUGCAAUGCGAAUUAUAUAAUACAGUCAAUGAAAUACAAAA